Xylaria bambusicola is the source of this 2541-nucleotide messenger RNA. RefSeq lists its product as uncharacterized. The transcript has 2 exons. The coding region runs from base 1 to 2541 and encodes 846 amino acids. Lineage: Eukaryota; Fungi; Ascomycota; Sordariomycetes; Xylariales; Xylariaceae. The record is from RefSeq and is a predicted model, not a curated record.
AUGGACUUGCCUUAUGAAGUGCUUCAGUGCAUCUUCUCAAGCGCCCUGUUAAGCCAGUCCGACCGAAAGGCACUGCGUCUGACUUGCAAAACCAUAGAGCCUGCUGCUCGUGCUGCCCUCUUUCACCGAAUCGCUCUGUCCUGUGUUGCUCACGACCGCGACGCCUUCUUCCACAUCGCUGCCACACCCCGACUGGCCAAAUGCGUACGUGAGGUUGCCUGGUUUGUAUUGAAAUGCAACGCCCUAUUCGCAGUUAGCACAAUAUUCUAUACUCUCCUUGAUGAAGCCGAAGAAUUGGCAGAUUAUGACACUGUCAGCCAACUUUCUGCCUGGUCGCGUAAUAAGAUUUGCUGGAUUGAAGCAUCGGUCCCUUGGUAUUCCGCAUCAAGACAAGCAACGCUAGCUGACUUUGAGCAUAAACUGGCUGAAGCUGUACCUAGAUUGACGGGUCUUGGCUCAAUUGUAUACCAGAAUAUGCCGGUAGAGCGCGUGGUUGCUCGACUUCCCCCCUGUGCCGGUCCCUACUGUGGUUGGCCUAUUACCGCUGGCUCACUACAAGCACACUCAUUUCUAGGAGAGGAUGAGCUUUUGAACAAUGUAGCUGAUUCCAUUUUUGCUCGUACAUUACUCCCAUAUGUCUCUUCCAGAUCGGCCAACAAUAUUGUUUUUAUUGACGGCUGUCAGCCCAUACCCCUCUUUCACUACAUAAGAGAGUCAUCUAGUGCUUCUAGACUGACUAGCGUUGCCCUUACUUUAGAUGCCAGGGGGGAAACUCUACUGCUGGAGCUUGCGGGAAAUUUCCUUCGGCAGGCUCAUGCCUUAAGGGACCUGGACAUUACCCUUACUCGGCUCAUUGAUCCCAAGCCAUGGGAACAAAAAUGGUGGCGGAGUAUAGAUUUUCACUACGAUCUUCAUGUCUGUGUGGACGACAGCGAAGAUGCCAAUUCCGCCGUGGAGGCAGCCAGAAAGCUGCUAGGCCAUGCUUACUGCGAGGGGACGGCCCCGGCUUGGCCGCGUUUAACAUCGUUGAGUCUGACCGAAGUCCAAAUGAAAGAAGAAGAUCUCUUGGCAUUGAUCCGGAGACAUGCCACCUCGCUCCGCAGACUAACCCUGGGAGAAUAUGGCAUGCAUGAAUGCACACUCCGUAAGAUGGCCAACAUACCCAACCUAAGUCUCACAUCAAUACAGCUAUUUUGCGAAGGUGUCCAACCGGAAUAUACCGAGCUAUUCUUGCUUCGAUAUCUAACUCAUCAGUUUGACCCGGACAUAUGUGAUUUCGGCAAUUUCAGGGGUCCUGUUACCACUCAUAUAAGUGUAUACAGCAACAGCCAUGGUGUUACACCGCACCGUGAUGCUGUGAGGGGAUAUAGCCAUAACGGUACGCCUGUGAAGAGGAAGAAUGAGACUUUGUGGUACUUGGAUGACUUCACUGGGAAAAGGAUAUACUAUUGUAACGAAGACGAUGACAACAGCGAAGACAAUAUAGACAGCGCUGUUGGGGACACGAGUGAUACUGAGUCUAUUGACAGUCAGGAUGCACGCCUAUCGGCGGCUCCGCGUUGGAAAUACGGCAGGUUCUUUUCCUCAACGCGAACAGGAGCGCGACUAGGGACAAUAUAUUGCUGGCCUGUUCCCGAGGACGAGCGCGGCGGUUACCUCACUCAAGCAUGGGCUUUCUCUCACCACAGCGGAGAAUUGGCAUGUGGAACAGAGCCCUUGUCCUUCUUUGAGGAUUGGAAUAGCGAGAUUGAUGUUGCAACUCCCUUGCCACACUGUGACAACUUAAAUCGGUUUCAUUCUACAAGCGAAGAGGACCAGUGUUACAGGUGCCAUAGUAGCCGUGAACACUGUGUUGAAGAGAUUCUUGGAAGUACCACAGAGCUUCUUUGGCGUAUUCCGCUACCUAAAGAUGCGAUCCCUUGGUUUUCUCUUGAGCAAAAGGAGAAACGAAGUGUCGAAGACAUCGCGGCUGAAUUUAUUCGAUUCCGAAGCACUCAAACUUAUGGCCCCCAAUCCCAACGUACACAGCCCAACAAUGAUUUGCAGCUAGGAGCUCCUGUUGUGAAUACUAUACUACUCAGCCAGAAUUCAAGGCUACUCGACCUGGGGAGCCUGCGGCCAUGGUGGAAAUGGGGUUUGUUUAUUGAGAUCGACCUGUGGGAGAAUCAGGACUAUACCGGUGCAUGCCGCAUGCGAGCUUGCGAUAUUUAUUACUGGCAGGUUCCAUCAGAUGAGCGCGGUGCGUCGCCGACAGCGGUGUGGCGCUUCGUCAAAGGUCAUAAUAUCAGCUACGGACGUCAGCCAGAUGCUGGGGAGGGUACUGUGGAAGCGACACCAUUUUCUGCUGCGCUACAUGACUUCUUCACUGGCAACCAAAAAUAUUGCAAAUACAAUUGUCAUUGCCUUUUCGACGUGCUCGGUUACACGACAAAUCUUCUACCACUGAUUAAGCCGCCAGAAGGAGCUAUAAAAUAUUGUUGCAGAGAUGAUCCGUUCGGCUCAAAGCGUGUAAUAUGGGUAGACGGCAGAGAGACGAAUUAG